GUUGUGCAAAAAGGAUAUACCUUGCAGGUGUGGGAAGGUUCUAAAACCGAGUGCGUUUUGGUCUGGAGGUUUAUCAGUGGUCUAUGUAUGUUUUGUGCGGUGCGUUGAUUGGCUCUCGUCUAUGCCAUUCGUGUUGCGCUUGGACGGAGGUGAUAGUGCGUGAAAUAGUACGAUGAAACUGGAGCAGCGCUGAAGGGAUAUUGGCAAUCUGCUGCAACUGUCAUUGCACGAGGUGUAUGAUGUGAUGUUUUUUUUGCUCAGUGCGCUCGCUAUUGAUUUUUGCUGAGCUGAACCAAGCUCGAGCUCGUCCUGCUUGGAGUGUGAAUUAAAUAUUUAUGAAUGGAGUAACGUUAUCUAAGGGAUUCGACGACUAGAAAGAGGACGGUGGGUUAUUUUUUGCGCGAUAAAAUCGUGAACUAUACCGUGGAGACGUGGAAGUGAGUGAUCCGUGACGGUGGAUUGUUUGUUACAACAAACAGAAAGGUGCAGAAAGGGUAGAACUGUAAUCAACUCGUGGAUUGAACGUAUCUUGCAUCCUUUCAUCGUAGACCGAUUAUUUAUUAAUAGUACUGUCCUACCCACCAUACACAAAAACUUGAGCACAAAUGUACGUGGGAAAGAUUUUUUUUUAAUUGUGAUGGUGUCCGGUUAUAAGCUUUUGUGAGUAGUGCUCAUGUUUGUCGAUAAAUUUGAUUGAAUGAUUGUAUGUCAUACGAAACCAAUACUCAGUGAGAAAAAUAAUAGUGACAUCGAGUAAGCGGUUGUUCAUUUUCCGGUUCUGAGAAUAUCCCGGCAGUGUCAAUUGCGAAUGUGAUCGACGUGUAGAGCAUCGACUAUUCACUUAUUUAUUGCCCGUGACUCGAAAUUUAUUGGAAUAAUUGCGGCAAGUUGAAGUGAAUUGUUGCUGGAAGUGCGAGAUAUAAAGUACCGAAAAACGUGACACCACACUCUACCAGGCUGCGAAUGUGGCGAAAGCAGGAAUCAGCGCCAGUGCGGUAUUUAUGAGUCAGUGCAAAACAACAAGAGAGCAAGAGGAAAAAUUAACAAAUUGGAGCCAUAAUUGAAAAUUUAUUGUGCAUACCGCGGAAGGCGCCUCGUACUCGGCCGGAAAAUCGCGUUACCUCGUUUCGUACGGGAAAUUCACAUUCUCCGCUUUGCGGUUCCGUACUGUACAGUGGUUGUGUCCUAUUGGUGGCAGACGCAGAGGAAAUUGUUUAUGUGUGUUGUUUCCCUCGCUGGAUUUGGUCGAUAAAUAACGACCAGCUAAGCGUACAAGAAUUGUUUUCACCAAGCAAAGAAGAAGAAAUAAUUGCUUCUCUUCUAUCAAGAAGUUUAGUCUCGUUCCUAAGUCUUUGGCAAGCAAAUGUUCCAUAAAUUGGGUAAAAUGGAGAAUUUAUUAUCGCGGCUGGCGAUUAUCCUAGGAUUAAUAACGAUAUCGGUUAUGAGUGCCCUCGGAGGUCCGGCCAGCGCUGCCACAGCCGCCUCCAGCAGCAACAACAAUGUAAAUCGAGCAGCCGGCACUCGGUAUGACGAUAAAUCGGAUGCUGUUGACCCAUUCGAUGGGGAAACAUUUGUGCCGGUCCUUUCACUGGAGGAUCAGGUUCGACUGCUAACGAAGCAGCUGAACACGCUCACCAAUCAGCGACGUGAGGAUUAUAAAAUGCUCGAAAACAACUUGAAAAAGUACGUUCGGAAAAACUCGGUGCAGCUGACCAACGCGGAGAUCCGGGAGGAACUGGAUCAGAUGAGGGACGAUAUUAAAAUGCUGCGGGAAAGCAAUUCCCCGAACAAGGAACGCCUCACCGUGCAGUGGCUGUCGCAGUCCAUAGCGGAAAUCCGCUCCGAAUUGGCCGAGCUGCAGGAGUCGUCGAGCAACGUGUCCAAGGAUGCCCAGCUGCGCAACCAACUGAUGGAAGAUAUCAAUACGCUGCGGGCGGACUAUUCCAGCAUGAGACUGGAGCUGGAGUCGCUCCGUUCGCGGCAGGAAAAAACCGAGGUGCUGGUACGGGAGCUACGCGAAGAGGCCGUCCAGAGCGCGGAAGAUAUUCGACGCAGCCUGAAUCGACAGCACGAGAAGAACCCAAAUGCACUACUCCCGCAGACCAUCGAUUUUGUCGAGCCGGAAGCGGACCACCGGAUGCGCCAUCAUCGCUUCUUCCGCCAGCAGCUGCACGAACUCGAGGUCAAGCAAACGGCGAUGAAGCGACAGCUGAACGACAUCUUCAACCACCGAAUGGCCGAUCGGUUGCGCAGCCUGGAAAUCGAACAGCGCCGGCUGGCUAAUGCCAAUUUCAACAUUAGCCGCCAGGUCGCCAGCCUGGACAAACUGCACGGUUCGAUGCUGGAGCUGCUGGAGGACGUCGAGGGAAUUCAGAACAAGUUCGAAAAAACGCUACCGGAUAUCAAGCGCGAGAUUUCGAAGGUCGAAUUCAACGCGGCACAGAUUUCGUCCGAGCAGGGGCUGCUCCGGGAGGAAGGCCACAACGUGGCCAAGAGCAUCCAGGCGAUGGCAGUCAGUGUGAGCACCCUCCAGGAGGAACGGGAAAACGUUCGCAAAUUGGAAGAGCAGCUCCAGGUGAUGAAGAGUGAUUUGGAUAGAAUUAAGUCGGCGGCUCUGCUGCACAAGGAGAUGGCCCACCAUCGGUUGGAAAAGCUGGAGUCCGAAUCACGAACCGAGCACAACGUUUCGUCGAAGCUGACCGAGCUGCAGCGUACCUCCCGGCUAGUGCAACAGUUGGAAAAUGUCGAAAACGAGUACGAGACCAUCAUCAACAAGCUGCCCCGUGACUGCACCCAGAUCCACCGGAUGAAAGCCCAGGGGCAAACAACGGGCCAAGGCGGCGAGGGAAAUCUUUAUCUGAUUGCGCCGGCCGGGCAGCAUCACCCACUGAUGACACAGUGCUUCAACGAGUGGACCACAAUUCAGCGCCGGCAGGACGGUUCGGUCGACUUCAAUCGGUCUUGGGAGGAUUAUGCUAACGGUUUCGGUAGCCCGGCAGGGGAGUUUUGGAUCGGCAACCAAGCGUUGCAUCAUCUUACGAACGACAACUGCUCUAGACUGCGGAUUGUGAUGCAGGAUAUCUACGAUAAUACCUGGUUUGCGGAUUACGACGCGUUCAGAAUUGCCUCCCGGGAGGACGGGUUCCGCCUGGAGCUGGCCGGCUACAACGGAAAUGCGUCGGAUGCUUUCGAGUACCAAAAUCACAUGCAGUUCUCGGCCAUCGACGUCGAUCGGGAUAUCUCCAACACGCACUGCGCAGGCAAUUACGAGGGUGGUUGGUGGUUUUCCCACUGUCAACAUGCCAACCUUAAUGGGCGUUACAAUCUGGGUUUGACGUGGUUCGAUGCUUCCCGGAACGAGUGGAUAGCGGUAAAGUCAAGCCACAUGAUGAUUGCCCGGAGGCAACAGUGCAGCACCGGGGGUGGGGUUUACGGUAGCGGGGCCGGAAUCAGUGAGGAGAGUCCGAUAAUGGCCGAACCGUUUUCUUCCGCCGCAACGGCGACGAUAUCCAAGUAUGAAACGACCCUGCUGACCACACUGUCAUCCGGGCACCCGGCCGGGUCAGAGGUCUAGGAGUCUGCUGGAUAAGGCACAAUGUAAAGUAAUCGUAGCACGUGCUGUCUCGUUCCUUUCGGAUUGUACAUUUUUUCUACUAGCGCAGAUGGGAAGAGGGGACAGAUUUUGCGCUACACGAUACGUGUGAGUGUGUAUGAAUGUGUAUGUAUAAAAGAGUAGGGGUAGCAUCCCAUCGGUAGUUUGUGUACCUAAUGGAGAAAAUUUAUUUUGGGGAAACCGAAACCACAAGUCAAUGAUUAAUCAAUACAUUUGGAACCAUAAUGUACUCAAUUGAUUGUAAACAUCUUCCGGUCGAAUUCCCGUUUACUGAUGGGAACAAUGUGUACGUACCUUUUCGUAGCACUCGAAUACUUGCUUGUUGAACAAUAUUGUUGUAUUUUUCUCUUGUGAAGUGCUCUUGAAUUUAUUUUUUGAAUUGAUCACACAACAUUAUUUAAAUGAAUUUUUCACGCAUGUGUCCAAGCAAGACCAUGCUGAGAGUGGCUGGGUUCGAUUCUUGGUGCCGGUCUAGGUUCGGAUUGGAAAUUGUCUCGACUUCCCUGGGCAUGAAAGUAUCAUCGUGUUAGCACCAUGAUAUACGAAUGCAAAAAUGGUAACUUGGCUUAAAAACCUCGCAGUUAAUAUAUGUGGAAGUGCUUAAUGAACAAUAAGCUGCGAGGCAGCUCUAUCCCAGUGUUGGGAUGUAAUGCCAAUAAGAAGAAGAAGAAGAUUUAUAUUUCCAUAAUUUUUUUGCUGUUCAUAUUUGCUUGAAGCGAUUCCAGAAUUACAAAUGCUCCUCACAAGUCAAAUGGAUUAUUUUGGUACACAAAUUUAGCGAAUUAAUCGACGCAUGUUGCUAACUACUAUGGUAGUUGAUUUUUGUGUUCACUUUCAAUCAGAAACUUAAUUGUUGAAACAUUUGCAUUAUGAUAGGUAUGAUACCGAAGAAUCUGAGAAAGCAGCCUAUUGAUGUAUCGGAAGUUUGGAAGUAAUGAAAACUUAGUUUGCAGAUAAUGAGCGGUGAAUUUGUUUUAUUUUUUGAUUUUACAAUUUGUAUAAAUGUAGAAAAAAACAAUAACUGUCUGCGAAUUAUCACAUUGCUUAUGAUACACGUUAAAAUUAUAUCAAAAGCUUUAAAAUUUGAAAGUAUGGUGCUGUAAACCUCGAGUCCGGCAGACAUGUGUCCCAUAAAAUCCUCUACUUCAACACUCUUGAAUAGGUCUAACAAGGAGUUAGCCUAAUCCUGAAUCAACAUAACUUUUGAUAAGUACUAAUAUUGUGAAUAGUUUCUUUCAUGCAUUUAUCUAAAAUUGAAUUCUACUAAUAUCAGCUUGCCACUAAUGCAUCUAAAAAAAAUUGCAAUAUAUUAAAUAUAUAUUGAAAAAAAAUGGAAAAGAAAGAAGCAAUCAUUCAUUAUAGGGAAGAGAGCCGUUUUACGUGAAAAAAGCAUCAACAUAAUUGGCAGGAAGGUAAUGAAAAUGUUGAUUAUCGUCAUUUGAGCAAAUCAUCUAACGUUAAGCCAUGCGCCUCCACAUGACCCAUGCACUCCUUACACUCUAGCUUUCAUCUACACAGUAACUGAGUAAAAUUGUAUUGCUGUAUCUUUUCUUCCCACGGAAAUUUUAUUCAAUUUUCAUCAACAGCAGUACUCAUAGUUUUGCUUUUGACGGAAAUUUAGUAAAAUUUCCGUGGGAAGAAAAGAGAGGGCAAUACAAUUUGACUCAAGCACUGAGUAGGAGAAAGUUACCGUGUACUAGAAGAUUUGUUCCCUUAUAGCCACUACAAACAGACGUCCUGUUUUCACGACAUUUGUUGCAGUAAAAUAUCCGUACAGCAAAAUGCCGCACUUGUAACAGAUUGAAAUUCCAUUUUAAAAAAUUUCAAAUCGCAAAAAAAUAAAACUCAAAGGGCAGAUUUUUUCGUAGAAAACUGUAGGACAACUUGAAUAUUGUCCACGACUUUCUCAUAAAGAAAGUGAAUAUAUCCUUGAAAACGCGUUCAGUGAUAUUUAAUAAACAAGUAAAGCAAUUCAAAGCCAUUGCAAAAGUGAACGAUUGAUAAAAUAAAUUAAAAAACUUCCUUAUUAAAAUUAGUUAAUUCUAGACAGUCGAUUUUAUUUAUGUAUUCAGUAUUUUUUUUCUGUAUUUUUCUACUGUAUUUUGUUUUAUUUGUUAUAAGGCUGUCAUAUGGGGGCAAGGUCCGUUUGACUGGCAGUCAUUCGGCCUAGAGCCAAUUGGCCGAAGGCUACUAGACCAGAAAUUGUUUGGCCAAGCAUGCUAUGCAAUUUGGCCGAAAUGGACAUACGAUGUCAUACGACCGAAAAUGUCAUUUGGCCGAAAAAGCCAAAUUCAUUUGGUCAUUUGGUUAAAAAUAUUGCUUGGCCAAUUGGAUCAAACGGCUUAAAAUUUUGCAAUUCUCUCGGGAAUUUCUUCAAAUGUUCUUCAGUAAAAAAAAUUGGAACUUCUCAAUUUAUUAAUCGAAUUCUUCGUUACUCCCUCGAGCAAUUUUUCGAAAUUGCCUCGGCAAACGUUAUAUAAAAAAUAUCUUAGAGAUUUUCCUCAGCCAAUUCUUCUGACGUUCUUUGACAAAUUUUUAAGAAUUUCUGAGGCAAACUCUUCAACAUCUGCUUAAUUUAUUCGACAAAUUCUUCGCAAUUCCUUCGAGAAAUUCUUCGUAAUGGAGAAUGUGGAUUUUUUCUAGAAAUCUUUCAGAAUUUCCUCGGCAGAAUAUUCGAAAUUAACUCGUCCGAUAUUUCAAAUUUUCCUCGACAUAUUCUUUAGAGUCUCUUCAGCAACGUAUUAAGGAUUUCCUCGACAAAUUCUUUGGAACUUUCUCGACAAAUUCUUCAGAAUAUCUUCGGUAUUCCUUCGAAAUUUCCACAGGAAUUUCUUUGGAGUUCACUUGCCAAAACUUUUUUUUUCGAAAUUUCUACGAUAAUUCUUCAAAAUAAACUCGGAAAUUUCUUCUCUCGGAAUUCUUGCGGAGGAAUAUUCUUCCGAAUUCCGUGAAAUUCUUCCGUAGAACAUCCAAACAAGAUUCUUGGAAA
Armigeres subalbatus is the source of this 6602-nucleotide messenger RNA. RefSeq names its product protein scabrous (gene sca). NCBI's taxonomy places the organism in Eukaryota, Metazoa, Arthropoda, Insecta, Diptera, Culicidae. The coding region runs from base 1364 to 3574 and encodes 736 amino acids. The transcript has 4 exons. The record is from RefSeq and is a predicted model, not a curated record.